AAGAAAGAGCAUCUAUCCCAUCAGCUAGAAAGAGAAAAACAAAGAGAUGAGGAACAAGAGGCUAGCUCCUACCACUUGCUCAUCUUCAAAGACCAACAGCGCCAAGGAAGAAGAGCCACACCUCUCAGGGGCUUACAUUAGGAGCCUUGUGAAAUACCUUAGCUCCUCCUCUACAGCGAGAUCCAAAGACCACCAUCACAUCACCAUGGGCACCAAGCCGCAGCAAGAAGAGCAACAAGCGCCCCAAACCACACCACCAUCUCUACAGCAGCAGCAGCCACACAAGAAGCAGGUGAGGAGGAGGCUGCACACAAGCAGGCCAUACCAGGAGAGGCUACUCAACAUGGCGGAGGCCAGGCGAGAGAUCGUCACUGCUCUCAAGAUCCACAGAGCCUCCAUGAAAGAAGCCAAGGAGCAGCAGCAACAUCAACAACUUGUGCAACAAUUGCAGCAUCAGCAAGAGGUCCAGGUAGUGCAAGAUCAUAGGGUAGUUUGUAGUGCUCCCACCAUGAGCUCAUAUGGUUCCUUCUCAGAUUUCCCAUUUGCACACUCCCCAGCAACCAACAGUAGUUGCUCAUAUUAUUCAUCCCCACUCCUCCCUUACCACACACCAGCAGCUCCACCCAUGGUUCCCAUGGUUGAUGCUCUAGAUCACCUCCUGCCCCUGCCUACUCAGCCACUUGGGCUCAACCUGAGCUUCCAUGGCUUCGGCGGGGGUGUAGCUGGCGAAGAUGCCAAGAACAACACGGCUUCUAGCUUCUUUGAUCCUCCUCCGUUGCUCCAACAACCUUCGCCUGCCUCCUCCUACUCAGUCUACUCGUCUCCGCCGGGGACGACGAUGGCGAGCCAGGACGUGGCGUCCGCCACCGCCGAGAACACUUCACCGUCGCUACACCAAGUGCUGGAUGAGGAGGAGAUGGCGGCGAUCUACUCGGUUGGGGAGCGGCACGACAUCGAGUGGAGCGACACGCUGAACCUGGCCACGUCGGUGUGGUGGAGCACGCUCCUCGACGACGGCGCUGCGGCGGCGCACCAGUCAGACUCAGUGGAUGUCCCGGGGAUGCAUCUGGGUGAUGUGUACUACGGCGAAGACGUCUCAUUCCCACGCAUGGAGAUAGGAGAGAUGGAAGGAUGGGACGAGGAGUGGCUCUCAUGACAUGUCGUCCAAUCUAGUCGAACAACUAGGUCUCCAAAGAAUGGUGCAUGCAUGCAUCUCUGCUGAAGUGUUAUCAAUUGAAGAAUUGCCCACUCUAGCCGGCACAAAUAGAGACUAGGAUUGGUGAAAUCUAAUGACCAUGUACUACUACUUUACUACGUCCAAGUUAUAGCGUGUUUUUUCCAGUCUGAAAAAUAAAACACGUUCUGGUUGUAGCCAGGGACGUGCAUGCUAUGCUUGAUCAGGGAAGUGUGAGAUGCAGCAUGCAUGCAGCCAUGCGACCCCUUAAUUGGGCAGUACGAGGAGAGUGUGGACAGCUUCAUUAUUUUUACUUUCAGUCUGAGAAAUAUUUCAACCACAGCCGAAUUUCAGUUUGUCUUUUGACCGAAGGACAGAAAUAUUCAUUAGAAUUUGAUGAAAUAUUUGUUUUUU
Messenger RNA from Hordeum vulgare subsp. vulgare (domesticated barley), 1588 nucleotides. RefSeq lists its product as uncharacterized. Bases 47 to 1156 code for a protein of 369 amino acids. Lineage: Eukaryota; Viridiplantae; Streptophyta; Magnoliopsida; Poales; Poaceae. The record is from RefSeq and is a predicted model, not a curated record. The transcript is spliced from 2 exons.